AUGUUUCCUGCCUCCUCUCAAUCGUUGUCAUCUUCCUGUGACCAUUCUCUGACAACCACCACCACCACCACCACUGCUAAUCUCAAUCACCAAGAUCGCUUCUCCACAUCUCCAUUAUGGUAUGGGAACACUCCAAGCCAUCACAUGUUUGGGUAUUUGUCACUGAGUGAUCAUGCUACUAGCACCAGCAUGUGUCGUCAUCAUUCUUCCAAUGCUUGUACUUCUUCUUCUCAUGAGGGAAGAACACUCAUGUUGAAUUUGGAUGUGAAUGAUUUCAUGACAUGCUAUUUAUUCAUGAAGAGUCAUACAUCAGCCACUACUACUACAACUCAUUUCACGUGUUCCUCAACCUCAAGGAACGUUCCAGAAUUCAUCCAAAAUGUUCAAAAUUCAACAACCACCAACACCAUGGAAUGGGGAGAUGUCAUGAUGAUGAGUAAUUCCGCAUGUGAUGAAGAAGAAUCCUUCUUCUUCUUUCACCAUUCGCAACCACCACAAAAGGAAACGAUCAUCAGUCCUCUUCAGUCCUCCUCUUCUCCAUUAAUGGGUGUUACAGUUAGCACCAACACCACAAUGAAGAAUGUGGAGGAUUUCAUCAACACCGCCACCACUACCACCAACUGGACAACACCUCAUGAGGUGGCCGAGACAAUGACACACUCCUCCUCCUGCUCCCCAACAACAACAACAACAACAACCCUAUCAAUCACACCACCACCAACAUCCUCUCAAUUCAGUAACAAAUCUUCUUCUCUCUCAUUGAUUUUCGAAGAGUCCAAGACGGAUAGUCCAUCCUUAAAGAUGAAAAAGAAGAAGAAAAAACGAUCCAUUAAUCCCAUCGAUGCUUCGUUGAAGAAAAUUUCAAAACCCUCAAAAGUCACUUUUCAAACAAACAAGAAAAACUCAAAGACUCCGUUGAUAUUCAUUAAUGUCAACAACUCGAAACAACAUCAACAACCCCCAUUAUUGACAAGCACGACCACCACUCAAGGACUCACAGAAUUACCAACAACAAAUCCUCCAAAACCUGAAUCGAUGCAAUUUACAUUUCCCUCAUGGACCUUCCAUCUUCUCAAUACAAGUCCAGAAGAGGAAUCUAAUUCUUCUAAAAGCAAAACCAAUUCUUUAAUCUCAUCCUCUCCCUCUAAGGAAACCUCUAAACAAACUUCAAAUGGAGUGAAAUUUAAGGUGGAAACAAUAUCUCCAUUUCAUUCCUUGUAA
Molecule: messenger RNA, 1221 nt
Organism: Naegleria fowleri
Lineage: Eukaryota; Heterolobosea; Eutetramitea; Acrasida; Naegleriidae
Exons: 1
Coding region: 1-1221 (406 amino acids)
Source: RefSeq, a predicted model, not a curated record